AAUGAGUUGGAUUACAAUAAAUAGUUAAAAUGAAGGUCCUGGAGGUAGAUGGGGACAUUCAAGUAUUGCAUUAGAUGAUAAAUUAUACAUUUUUGGUGGUUUUGGUAUAAAUUAGAAAUAUAAUUAAGAUGGCAAUUAUCUAAAUGAUUUUUAUUCUUAUGAUUUUGAUAAUAACUUAUGGCAAACAAUAGUAUAAAAUGGUUUGGUACCAGAACCUCGAUCAAAUCAUAUCAUGUUUAUUAAUAACGGAACUAUAUAUAUUCAAGGUGGUGGAGGAUUAUCUAAAACUAGAUUUGGAGAUCUUUAUUCAUUUAACAAAAACACUUGGAUUAAAUAGAAAAUCAAUUUAAUACCUAGAACCUAUCAUACAGGUUGUGUUGGCGAUAAUAAAUUAUUUAUAUUUGGAGGAGAAUCUGGUAGAGAUUUAGACGACUUAGAAAUUGUUGAUUUAAUCAAUAAUACAUAAUAUACAGUUAAGGUUGAAUGCACAAAAAAACCAGAACCAAGGCGUUUUGCAACACUUCAAUUUUAUAAUAAUUAACUAAUAUUAAUAGGAGGAUGUACUUAAUCUUACAGUCUUACUCCUUCUAUAUAUAUUGCCAAUUUUAAGGAAAACGACAAUUAUAUAAGCAUUUUUUGGUCUUUACUUAAAACAGAAUUUCCUAAAUGGGGCCAAUCUUGUGUACAAUUUGAUGAUUUAUUCUAUUUAUUUGGAGGAAGAGAUGACAAAGAUUCUGAUGAACUUUACUCUUUUGAUUUAUAAAACAAUUAAAUUCAGAUAAUUAAAAACGAAAAUAAAAUUAAAGCAAGAAGAAGACAUAGUGCAUCUGUUAUUGGUAAUUCUUUAGUUAUUUUUGGUGGUUUUAAUGGAAAAUAUUAAAAUGAUUUAUGCUUUUAGGAAUUACCUCUUGUUAAUUCUAUACCUCUUUCUGUUGAAUUGCUUUCUAAACCUUAUGAAGAAAUAUCAUAACAUUAGUUUGAAAACUACUUUUAAUCAGAAAAUGGAAUUUAUUUUUAUAAUGAUUAAUAUGAUUGUUUAAUCUAAACUGAUGAAAAAUGUUUUGGUGUUGAUUAAUAAGUUCUAAUUAAUGCAUCAGGAUACUUUAGAGAAUUAUUUUAUGGAGAUUAUGCAGAAGGAUAAUUACUAUAACUUGACUUAUCAUAUGUUGAUAAUAUUGCUUUUGGUAUUGUAUUGAUAUUCUCAUACAAAAAUAAUUUGAUACUUCCUAUUCUAAAUAAAGAGGAACUUUUCAGCCUAUUAGAAUUGUGUGAUUACUUAGAUAUGCCAUAAUUAAAAGAGAAAACCUAAUAUUAUAUUGCUUAAACUGUAGAUAAGAACACAUUAUAGGAAAUAUACAAUCUCUCAAUAGAACAUUAGAAUAAUUAGUUAUAACAUUUUUGUGCAUUUAAGGUUUCAAAAUUGAAAAUGCCAUUACAAGAAAUUGACAAUUUAUAAAGUUAAUAAGUAAAUAAUAUGAAAAAAAUAAGAAAAUUGUCAUUAGUUAAUGAAUAAUGA
This is a messenger RNA of Paramecium pentaurelia, 1516 nucleotides long. The record is from the annotation of a GenBank genome assembly. Lineage: Eukaryota; Ciliophora; Oligohymenophorea; Peniculida; Parameciidae.